This is a messenger RNA of Phaeodactylum tricornutum CCAP 1055/1, 771 nucleotides long. RefSeq lists its product with no specific name. The transcript has a single exon. The record is from RefSeq and is a predicted model, not a curated record. The coding region runs from base 1 to 771 and encodes 256 amino acids. Lineage: Eukaryota; Bacillariophyta; Bacillariophyceae; Surirellales; Neidiaceae.
AUGAAGUUUCUCUCGGCCAACACACUACUGUGUUUGAUACUGGGGGUACCGGUGGCCCUAGCGUUGGUGCCUUCUUCGGGAUGGAAGCUACCCGACGCGCGACCUUCGCUUCAAUCUCGAAAUCUACAGGUCGGUGAAGUGUUGGGGCAAGCUUUGACGGCUCCCGUUAUUCUCGGCGGCAUGUACGCCGCCGUCAUGGUAUUCAAAGAAAAUGCCAAAUUCAACGAAGUGGAUCCAGUUUACCAGGCUUCAAAACCUGGGGAGACCGCCUCGCCCGAUCCGAAGCCGGUAUCGCCUCCGCUCGAAACCAAGGUCGUUCCCGAAAAAGUAGUGGAGCAACUGGAGACGGCCAUGGACGACGCGACAGAUGCCGUGGAAGAAGCCUUUCUCGGAUCUACAGCGACUACAACAGUAGCCGCAGCACCAAUGGAAGAAAAGUUCGAGAACAAUCCUCCCGCUACACCCAAAGGUUUUACGCCCACUCCUCCCGAGAAGACUCUGAACGACCUCGUGAAAGAAGUCGGCAAUACGUUGGAAAAGAACCGAGCCGUGGAGCGUACCGUGGCGUCGCGUAAACUAGCGCAACAACAAAUAGAGCCUGCAGAGCCUACCAUGGCCGACGAUACCCCCAAGUCGGCGCUCGAAGCUGAAACGUUGACCCCAAAAGUCAAAACCGGUACACCGUCGGCAAACAAGAGCAAGCGCCGGGCAGCUAUGCGCUUGAUAAAAAAGGUGGUGGCACCUUGGCGAAAAUGGAAGAAUAUCCAGUAA